UGACGGAGCUGACCGGUUGGACCAGUACAGGAGCAACAUCGGAGACCCCCCCCCUCCACAUCCCAAGACCCGGAGUCCCACUGGAGCGACGCACAGAUCAGACUGACUGACCGGACCACAGUGGCUGCAGGAGUUUAGAGGCAACAGCAACGUGCAGCUUUGUCCACGCAGACUGCAGAGAGAUAGAAGCUUCGCUGAGCCCCCCCCCCCCCCCCCCCCCCCCCCCAAGUGGGUGUGAAUGAAUGGGCUCCUCUCAGUGUGAUCAGUGAGUGUGUGUGUGACUGUGUGAGUGAGUGUGUGUGUGUGUGUGUGUGUGUGUGUGGCGCUGAACUGGGUCAUGCGGACCGCUGCCGGAGGAGCGAGAGAUAAACACGCGCCCUCCUCCCGCUGCUGGGCAGGUUGAGAUGGUGGGCGCUCAGAGGAGGGACCCCAGCCCGCGUCCUCCUCGUCUCAGCAGCCAGCACCAGCUGAUGCGUUUGGGCUCUUUCACGUCCGCGACUGUCAUCUUCACAAACUAAGACAGGGAUCAUGUUGCAGCGAGCGAAGCGCAGCGACGCACCGGAGCGCACCCAGGCUCCGUCCGCCGCGAAACUGUGAGCGGCUCUUGUUGUUUGGUGGUGGUGGUGGUUGUUGUUGUGGUGGUUGUUUUUUUGGAAGGACCUGCGCCGAUUUUUCUCCAGCAACCGAUCGAUCCCUCGCUUCAGACGGGGAGAGAGAGCCAUCCAGCUCGCCGAGCGGAUGCAGGACCAUGGAGGAGAGAGACAGGUCGCCAGCAGUCUGCCCCACAGCGUCAAGGCGAGCCUGUCUCUUUCUCCAUUGGGGACGGGACGGGUGGGCAGCGGCGGGGGCUCCCCUACAUCCAAGAUGGACUUCUGCGGAGUGGUGCCAGUGGAGGACAUGCAGGCCCUGGCCAUCACUUCUCUGUCGGCAACAGAUGUCGCUAAACAGUACGAGCACAUCCGCGAGCUGGGGAAGGGCACGUAUGGCAAGGUGGACCUGGUAUCACACCGGACACAGGGCGCCAAAAUGGCGCUGAAGUUCGUUACCAAGAACAAGACGAAGCUGAAGAGUUUCCUGAGGGAAUACAGUCUAACAAGCUCACUUAGCUGCAGCCCUUUCAUCAUCAAAGUCCUGGAUGUGCUUUUUGAGACGGAGGACAGCUAUGUGUUUGGACAAGAAUAUGCCCCCGCUGGGGACCUUUUCGACAUCAUCCCCCCACAGGUGGGUCUGCCGGAGGAAAUGGUCAAGCGCUGCAUGCAACAACUGGGCUUGGCUCUUGACUUCAUGCACAGCAAAAACCUGGUUCAUCGGGAUGUCAAACCUGAGAAUGUGCUUUUGUUUGACCGCGAGUGCCGCCGCAUCAAGCUGGCAGACUUUGGCAUGACACGACGCGUGGGCUGCCGUGUGAAACGGGUGAGUGGCACCAUUCCCUACACAGCGCCAGAGGUGUGCCGGGCCAGUCGCGCUGAGGGUUUCCUUGUGACCACCAGUCUUGAUGUGUGGGCGUUCGGCGUGCUCGUCUUUUGUAUGCUGACGGGCAAUUUCCCCUGGGAGGCAGCGCUGCCAGCAGAUGCCUUUUACGAUGAGUUUCGGCGCUGGCAGAAAGCCGGGUGUCCCGUGGGAACGUACCCGUCUCAGUGGCGCCGCUUCACAGAUGAUGCCUUGCGCAUGUUUCAGAGGCUACUCGCUGCUGAGCCGGAAAAGCGCUGUGGAGUCAAGGACGUGUUCUGCUUUGUCAAGUAUGAGCUAGUAAGCGAGCUCAGGCGCCGGGCUUCUUGUCGAGCCAAGAGAGGUGAGAGGUCAAGCUCGGGAGUGUGUACUGGCAGUUGUACUUCCGCCUCGUCCUCUACUACAUCACGUUCUUCCCACCGACACCCUGAGCCCUCCACCCCUCCUGGAACAUCCUGCCUGCGCCCCGCACCACUCAAACGGAGUGUCCUGUCCGACCCGCUGUCUCCCAGAGAGGAGACUGGACAACACCAGUCGCCAGGCCGAGACAAGAAUAAAAGCCAGAUGGUGAUGGCAACUGCCAUCGAAAUCUGUGUGUGACCACACUAAUGUUAGCGCUGGAGACUAGACGGCUUGUCACGUAACAACAAACUUUGAAGAGCUGUUAAUGACUACUCCAGAGACUCCUGUGAAAAAAAGAGAUUGUACUUGGACCAUGAAAUAUUAGCUCAGGAUCACAUCCACUGCUGUGAACGUGGACAUCAUCAAUCAGCGGCACACACUUUGACAGCUUACCGCUGGCACGUAGGCUUUCAUUCGUGACCAAAGACUGCUUCCCAAGCUGAAAAGCCAUGCCAUGCAGCGUUUAACAGUCCACUGAUGAUGCUCCGCUCCGCAGCUCCUUCUGCCAUCCACACAUUUGUGUUUUCUGCCCAUACACUGUGGUGGUGCUAAAGAUUCUAUAAUUAGAUAUUUCUUGAAAAUGUAUUUAGUCUUUUAUCACUCAUCAAUUCACGUCUUUUUGCUUUAGUGUUUAUUUAUCUCAGAUUUUAAGCUCCGGGGAGGCCAAACUGUCACCACUUCAGGUGAUGCUGUUCCGUCGGAGGCCAGUGAUCCGAGGGCAAUUUACACAACUGCUUUUGUCUGCUAUUCCUCAGACUUCCUGCCAACCUCUAAUGCAUAUAAUUUGUUUUAGACUUUUUAUUUACAGAGAAAGUGUGCUGAAGGAAAACAAAAAUAAGUCAAAAAGAAAGUUUAAUGUAGCAGUUUGUGUGAGGCAUCGUUUUAAUGUAGGUGUCUAGACUGAGAUACAAACAUCACCUCAGGACACUUCAGUGGGUCACUUCCUUUUAUAUUAUUAAUGGAAAUCCAUUGACACAUCUGCCACUUCUGAACUGCUCUCAAUAAAAAUUAAUUUCCAAUGUAACACCUUAGAAUACAGGGAUUGUACAUUUUCCGAGUGAAAAGGGUAAUGGGACAAAAAAGUUAUUGUUUCUUUUCUAUCUGCUGCGUGUGUUUGGACAAGUGUGUGUAUGUGUGUGUGUGUGUGUUUCAAAUGCUAAAGCACAAGAUUUUUUUGUAAAGGAGGAAAACUCUUAGACAAAAACUACGGCUCUUCAUUGUAAAUAACCUAAUAUUUCUAGGAGUGCACCGUAUUAUCAGGUAGUUCAACUAUGUAGCUGUUCUAAUUUUCUACGACAGGGAAAAGGGUUUUAGGGUUUUACAUUUACUGUCGGGGCAACGCACUGUAUGUAGCAACAAAAUAUAAGAGAAUGUACAGUUUAUCACAAGAUAUUAAAUAUAUAGAGAUAUGAUCAAAAGCCUGUCACGAUGUAUAACAUGGUAGCAGCUGCUGUUCUCUCUUUUUAUCUAAGCUGGACCCAGGUAUGACAGACAAAUUGGUGAGUAGACAUACCUCAUUUCAUUUUUCCUGUCACCAUCACCUUAUCAUGCCAUCAUCCAUUUUCUGUGUAAAAUUAUUGUGCGUCGUUCUUGUCAGCGAGUACAGCCCAUUCUGUCUUCAUGCAGUCAGUCAAAGCUCAGAGCUGCGCCGCAGGUCGAAGCCUUGCAAAUGAAAUUUUCCGGCAUCACAAAACCGCGUCACAAGAGAUGUCCCAAUAUUUGAUUAUCGAGAUGCACCAUUAACCACACAAUCCCGACUGCUCAACUGCUCAGAAGACGUUAGUGCACCCCGCUAUGCUCCGCUUUGAUAUAGACUCUCUCUGGGAAUCCAUCCAAAUUUGUCACUAGAACAGCAGAGCCCAGGUGUUUGGUUUUUUUUGCCUGGAGGAAUGACCUCUGUGUCAGCCAUUAAUGUUCUGCUAAGUGUUGGUUGAUCCUGACCAGCACACCGCCACAGCUUCAGCAUUAGCUUCCAAAGAGAUACUGCCCGUUAUUAAAGCAUCUAAUCAUAACGCUAUGUUCAGUGAGAAUGGUUAUGGCAGUCAAGUGUGUGUGUGUGUGUGUGUGUGUGUACUUCUUUUCACUUCUAAUUUCCACACUCCUCCCAUGACAGCCCAUCAGCUCUGUCGCUAUAGUGACGGAGCCAAUGCUCCUCUGGUUCAGCGUCUGUCCUCUUCCUGAACAUCAAGUCUAAUUGAGCCAAGUCGAAACAACUGGUGGCCAGCCCCCCUCCUAGCCAUCCGCAGCUCCUCAUGACAGUUGCGGGGCUCAUUAUACCGGAUGACACAUUUCUGCAGAUUUUCCUGUAUUCAGUGAGCUUAUCCGGUCUCAUCCGACAUAAUCCAAAUUUGUCUUUUUCUGUCCUUACUUUUGAUUCUGCAAGGUGACCUGAUUGAGGCUGACGCCUUGCCAAAAGGAUGCAAUGCAUGCUGAAAUGCUUGUUGCCUCAUAACAUCUGUCCAAAGGUAACUGGUCAAUAGAUUGUUGUGGGAGAUGAAUCCAGCUUGCCUUACAACAAAAAGACAGGUAUUACAUUGACCUUCGUAUUGUGUUCACAAGGUCAAGUUAUGCAAGUUAUGCAAAAUUAAUGAAUGAAACAAAGCAUUACAAAGCAUGGCCUGAUGUUAAAUUAGUACAAAACAUUAUAUGACACAACAUAAUGUGACACAACGUAGCAUAAUUCAUCAUAACAUGACACAAAGACACCAUAACUUUUGUAAACAUGUAGGGGCCCACGUGUCAUACAACAUGACCAUCAUCAUCAUCAUAAGAUGUUUAGCAUUGCGCACUGUUGUUUCUCAUGGACAGUUGUAACAAGAAAUGUCAAGUUUAACGGUGAGGUGUCAACUCAUAUAAAGUUCUGUUAAAGUUCUAGAGAGUAGCCUUCCUCUUACCCAGUUUUAUCCCGAUCAAAUGAUAUAACUGUUUUCUGCCCCUCGAGUGAUGUUGUAGUUUCCAGUGUAAAUACUGUAUGUAUUGUGUCUCUAACAAAAUGGGGGGAAGAGAAGAAUUAAAAUGUUAAUAUAUGUUGAAAUAAAUUCAUGCACCACC
Messenger RNA from Scophthalmus maximus (turbot), 4902 nucleotides. RefSeq names its product SH3 domain binding kinase 1 (gene sbk1). The transcript is spliced from 4 exons. The record is from RefSeq and is a predicted model, not a curated record. Bases 739 to 2049 code for a protein of 436 amino acids. Gene Ontology annotation, biological process: peptidyl-serine phosphorylation; peptidyl-threonine phosphorylation. Lineage: Eukaryota; Metazoa; Chordata; Actinopteri; Pleuronectiformes; Scophthalmidae. Gene Ontology annotation, molecular function: ATP binding; protein serine/threonine kinase activity.